Cyprinus carpio (common carp) is the source of this 2562-nucleotide messenger RNA. RefSeq names its product WASP family member 1 (gene wasf1). Gene Ontology annotation, cellular component: lamellipodium; SCAR complex; cytoskeleton. Gene Ontology annotation, molecular function: protein kinase A regulatory subunit binding; Arp2/3 complex binding; actin binding. The transcript is spliced from 9 exons. Gene Ontology annotation, biological process: actin cytoskeleton organization; positive regulation of Arp2/3 complex-mediated actin nucleation. The coding region runs from base 378 to 1958 and encodes 526 amino acids. The record is from RefSeq and is a predicted model, not a curated record. Lineage: Eukaryota; Metazoa; Chordata; Actinopteri; Cypriniformes; Cyprinidae.
UGCAGCCGGAGGGGUGGAGCCAGACACACCGAUACCCAAAAUCUCGCUUCUCCUCAGAAACGGAGCACUAGCUUGGCUUAUAAGGAUUUAUUAGAAGAGUGUUUAUAUCACCAGCAGCUGUGACGGUGAAUUAGGCGGAUCGGUGUUGACGUCGAUCUGCUGUGUUUUCACCGCGGACCCCUUUUCCAGCAUCGACGGACCUCUAGUCUCGAGCUCUCCUCUCUUUAACGGGAUUCACGCUUGCUGUAUAUCAGUAGUGUAUUUCUGCAAUGAACUGAACCAACAGGAAUAUUUUAAGGAAUAACCUGGGGAAAAUCAUGGAAUAAUACGAAUACAUAACAUUUAUUCAGGUGUGGUGAGCGAGCGAGAGCGUCAGGAUGCCGCUGGUCAAGCGCAGUAUCGAGCCUCGUCACCUGUGUCACACAGCUCUGCCACACAGCAUCAAGAACGAGCUGGAGUGUGUGACCAACAUCUCUCUGGCCAACGUGAUCCGUCAGCUGAGCAGCCUGAGUAAAUAUGCGGAGGAUUUGUUCGGCGAGCUCUUUAAUGAAGCUCACACCUUCACAUUUAGAGUGAAUUCGCUUCAGGAGAGAGUCGACCGCCUGUCAAUCAGCGUCACUCAGCUCGACCCCAAAGAGGAAAAGAUGUCUCUUCAGGACAUCACCAUGAGGAAGGCCUUCCGCAGCUCCACCGUCCAGGACCAGCAGCUGUUUGAGCGUCAGUCUCUUCCCGUCCCCAUGCAGGAGACGUACGAGCUGUGCGAACAACCUCCGCCGCUGAACAUCCUCACACCCUACAGGGAUGAUGGGAAGGAAGGGCUGAAGUUCUACACCAACCCGUCGUACUUCUUCGACCUGUGGAGAGAGAAGAUGCUGCAGGACACAGAAGACAAGAGGAAAGAGAGGCGGAAACAGAAGCAGAAGAACAUCGACCGUCCUCACGAUCCGGAGAAGAUCCCGCGAGCGCCUCACGACCGCAGGAAGGAGUGGCAGAAGAUGGCUCUGGGAGCGGAGCUCGCCGGAGACGAGGACAAACACAGAGACGCCAACGGAUCGGCAGCCUACCACGAGCACAGGCAGAUGUAUAUUGAUAAUAUGGAUGGGCCGUUCUCUCUGGCCGCGCUGCCGUAUUCUCAGAUGAAUGAAUUCCUGAACCGUACGGGAGAGAGAAACUACGGCCGCCCGCAUGAGCCACCGCCACCACCACCAACCUACCCCCCCGACACCAAACCAGCCUCCGUUAUCAGCUCCAGCUCAGGUUUCUCGGACAGCGUCACGCAGUCUCCGGCUCGCACACCUGUCUUCCUCAACUCCAAUGCCCCGCCCCCAGCCCCUCCCCCUUUACCCCCGCCCCCUCCUCCUCUGCCAGCCAGCCUAUCAGGUUCAAGAAUGCGUGGUUCAGCCCCGCCUCCGAUCCCUCCCUUACCUUCCCAGCACCCCCCGGCCAUCCCCCCUCCCCCCGCCCCCCUCCAGAUCGCCCCGGGAGUCCUGCACCCCGCCCCCCCUCCAGUAGCUCCGCCCCUUCACUCCUCCCCCGCCCGUGGACAGCUGGACAAGACUCCGCCCACAGCCGGAGACGGAAUGGUUUUGCCGCCGCCUCCCCCUCCUCCUCCUCUGCCCCUCCCAGGAAACAGAAGCUCCUCCCCCUGCUCAUCCUCAGGCCCGCCCACCAUGCCUUCCUUCCCAUCAGGAGCGGUUUCGUCGCCACCCACUCACUCGGGUCACGAGGUCAAGAGGUAUCCAUCCAACCUGCCGCCAAUCAGCGACGCCCGCAGCGUUCUAUUGGAGGCCAUCCGUAAAGGGAUCCAGCUGAGGAAGGUGGAGGAGCAGCGGGAACAAGAGGCCAAACACGAGCGCGUGGGGAACGACGUGGCCACCAUCCUGUCGCGCCGCAUCGCGGUGGAGUACAGCGACUCCGAGGACGAGGACGAGUUCGACGAGGUCGACUGGAUGGAAUGAGAGAAAGACGAACGUCACGGGAUCAAGAGUUUCAUGAAAUCUCAGCUAACCUUCUUCCCAGUUACAGUUUUCCCACAAACACUCUCCGAUCAGUCGCAGUCUAAUUCAGGAAACAUCAGGACUGCACACGACUGUAUUCCAUACUCCCAGAAUGCUUUGCUUUAAUGUUUUUUAACCACUUGUUGUGCAAUUGAUGAAUGAAAAUAACCAUGUUGGGGUUUUUUUAUCUGUCAUAUUUCUUCUUUUAUUCUUAAUAGGAAGAACAAAAGCGUUGGUUUGUUGUUAUAGUUAAGCGCGAGAGACGACAGCGGCCUCUUCUGGUCACGACAGGAACGUCUCAAUGUGUCAUAUCAGAAUGUGACGGAUAAUUAUUAUACUUUCUAUAUCAUCUGAACCCUUCUUCCAUUUCAGAGAUGUGAUGUUAGAUGUCCUUUUGUGCUUGUGAUGGACAAAGUCAAAGGAAAAAAAUGAAGGAACGUUUUUAUUAACGUGUCAAGAUGACUUAAAAUACAUAAGUGAAUCUCUUGUCCAGGUUAUAUUUCACCUCACAAUGAAAAAUGUAAGAAAUUAAAUUAAAAAUAAUAAUAAUAAUAAUUUCCCAUUA